GGCUUCUCCAAGAAGAGUCACCCAUUCCUGCCCAAGAUCUUUAGGAAAAUGUCUGCUCAGGCCACCAAGGAGAGGCCUGAGAGCCUGCAGUUCCCCUUCCUGGACGAUGAGGACACCAUCUCCACCAUCAAGGAAUCCAAAACCUUCUUCAUCCUCCGGGGGCUGCCCGGCAGUGGGAAGUCCACCCUCGCCCAGGCCAUCCAAGAUCGGUACAAAGAUGCCUGCAAGGUCAUCUCGGUCGACAGCUACAAAAUCACUCCUGUGGUCAGGAGCAGCCUCCCUGAGGAGUACUCCAAGGUGGACGAGGACCUGGUGGAGUACUGCAAGCGGGAGGUGAGCAUCAUCGUGCUGGACGACAGCCACCACGAACGGGAGCGGCUGGAGCAGCUCUUCGACAUCGCCGACAAGUACCGGUACAAGGUCAUCUUCGCCGAGCCCAAGACCCCCUGGAGGGUGGAUUGCUCCCAGCUGAAAGAGAAGAACCAGUGGAAGCUGUCAGCCGAGGAGCUGAAGAAGAUGAAGCCCAGCCUGGAGAAGGAAUUCCUGCCCAUGUAUUUCGGGUGGUUCUUGAGCAAGAGGAGCUCAGAGAUCCUGCGGAAGGCUGGCCAGGCCUUCCUGGAUGAGCUGGGCAGCCUCAAGGCCUUCAAGAAGGAGAGCAAAUAUUGUAUGUAUGGAGAUGACCCCAAAAUCAAAAUCGACCUCACCAGCUACUUCGUGAAGAGGCCUCCCGGGGUCCUGCACUGCACCACCAAGUACAGCGAGUUCGGCAAGGCCGCGGGCGCCGAGGAGUACAUGCAGCAGGAGGCUGUGAGGGCUUCCUACGGCAAAGGCUUCACCCUGUCCAUCUCUGCUCUCUUCAUCACAACAAAAACUGUUGGUGCUCGAGUGGAGCUGAACGAGCAGCAGCUGCUGCUGUGGCCUGGGGAUGCCGACAAGAUCCUGCCCACCGACAGCCUGCCCAAGGGCAGCCGUGCCCACAUCACCCUGGGCUGUGCCAACGGCGUGGAGGCCGUGCAGACUGGCUUCGACCUGCUGGAGUUCGUGAAGCUGGAGAAGGCAGGGAACAAGGGGGAGCAGGUGGGGGAGAUUGGAGGGGGGAAGCUGCUGUACUUCGAUAAUGGGAUGUGGCUGCUGGUGCUGGCCAAGAAGCUGGAGGUCAGAGCUAUCUUCUCAGGGUACUACGGGAAAGGCAAACUGGUGCCAACACAGAGCACCAACAAGAGGGGCUCUGCUUUCAGCUCCUGCACCAUCAUCUAG
Indicator indicator is the source of this 1257-nucleotide messenger RNA. RefSeq names its product 2',3'-cyclic nucleotide 3' phosphodiesterase (gene CNP). Gene Ontology annotation, molecular function: 2',3'-cyclic-nucleotide 3'-phosphodiesterase activity. Bases 49 to 1257 code for a protein of 402 amino acids. The record is from RefSeq and is a predicted model, not a curated record. Gene Ontology annotation, cellular component: cytoplasm; membrane. The transcript is spliced from 3 exons. Gene Ontology annotation, biological process: cyclic nucleotide catabolic process. NCBI's taxonomy places the organism in Eukaryota, Metazoa, Chordata, Aves, Piciformes, Indicatoridae.